Pleuronectes platessa (European plaice) is the source of this 2304-nucleotide messenger RNA. RefSeq lists its product as uncharacterized. The transcript has 17 exons. Lineage: Eukaryota; Metazoa; Chordata; Actinopteri; Pleuronectiformes; Pleuronectidae. The record is from RefSeq and is a predicted model, not a curated record. Bases 50 to 1987 code for a protein of 645 amino acids.
CUCUAGUGCACAUGCUGCUGCUAGAUACUGCAAAAGAAAGAGCUCCAACAUGGCUCCACCUUGGAUUGUUGGAUUAGUGUGGCUGAUUUGCAGCUCCAUCACUCAAUGUGAGUCUGCCAAGGAAACUAACGCAGUCCCUAAUAAGAGCUGUAACCACCGUAAAUCAUGUCAGGGAAUAACAUAUGACAUUCGCGAGGCUGUGUGCUGUGAGGAUCAACUUCAUUCAGGGCAAGGACUGUCAUGUUGUGGAAGACAGCCUUACAACCCUGCUGCAGCCACCUGCUGCCAAGUAGGACGUGGAAGCACAUUAUCAGCCAACAUAACAUGGGGGGCAAGUGAAACAGUGUCAGCCUGCUGUGGCCUGGAGGCUUUCAACCCACUCAACCAAAUGUGCUGUGAUUCAGCCAUUGUACCCAAACCUGUUCCGAUGGCUCAAUGUUGUGGAAAAAGGGCUUUUGAUAAGGAAAAGCAGAUGUGCUGUGGUCCAAAGCGAAACAAGAUGGUCCUGACACGCAUGUCCAAUAACCACCAGUGCUGUUUUCACGAGCAGUUUGACUACAGGACUCAAUGCUGCUGUAAAAUAGGUGAUGGUCUCAAAAUACAACCCAAAAAAUCAACUUGCUGUGAGAAAGAGUCAGCUCAUGCUAACGAUCAACUCAACAAAAUAUUGAGGCCGUCAAACGUUGUGACGGAAACUGUGCCAGACACCCAGUAUUGCGAUAAAGAUUCUUUUGAUAAGGACACACACCUGUGCUGCGGUCCGGUUCGGAAUAAGAAGGUCCUGCCUAGGAAGUCCAUCCACCACAAGUGCUGUGGUCAGGAGCAGUAUGACAGUAAGACUGAGUGCUGUUGUGGGAAUGACACACUCCAGAUAAAUCCCAUCAAUUCGAUCUGCUGUGCGAACGAGUUAGGUGUGCGCCCGCAGAUACCGAUUCCUCAGCCCAAGUGCACUGAGCCACACACGCGCCUCUGUGGCUCAUCAUGUUACAACCCCCAUGAAUUACAGUGCUGUGAGAGUACAACACGUCACUUCAACUCAGGCGGAUGUGAUGCCACCCCCACAGUGUAUGACCCAAUCACACAAGUCUGCUGCGAAGGCUGUUUAUCAAAGAAGGAGCCUUGGAUACAUCAAUGCUGUGGACAGACGGCGUACGGCUUUGCACAACGAAGAGUUCUUUGCUGUAACGGCAUCUUGUACAAGGACAUAGAAGAUGGAGAGGAAUGUUCAGACACCAAUAUUCCUUUCAAUCCUUCUAAAGGGACUCUAUGUUGUUCUCAGUUUCAUAGCUCACCUGGACAACACUGCUGUGGGACAGAAACAUACCAGCCUCACCACGAAAUCUGCUGCGAUGGUCAUAGACAUCCUAAAGGUGAACACAGUCAUUGCUGUGGAAUCCACGCCUACAACAUUAAUGACCUGCACAUGAAGUGCUGUGCAGGGACACUCUAUAACCUGACAUCACCAGGCAGCAACGGGAAUGACGCCCAGUGCUGCGGAUCGAUUCUUCAAAAGAACCAAGAUGUCUGCUGCUCAGGUGUGGAACAGGAGGUGCGCUACUCUAAGGAGAGCGGACACAGGUGCUGCGGUCACCUCUACUAUAAAACCUCUCUGUGGUCGUGCUGUGCCGAGAGGCUGAGUCCUUUACACCAACCAGGACAGGCCAUUAUGAAUAAUGAAUCCAGGUAUCAGGUGUCAGUGAACAAUCUGAACACAAAAGAUCUUUGCAAAGAAAUGAAUAUCGGGACUGUGGAAAGUGUAUCUCUGCACAGUGUCGUGUUGCGCGAAGUGCUGAAGAUUCACGCAGUGGACGGCUCUGUUAAAGCUCUGGCGUCGCCUUACAUCCUGAUAACACCUGGUCGUUGCAACAAACCUAAACUGAUCCCUGGCAGGACCUACUUCUUUGAUGAAGCUCAUGUCUUCCCUGGUUUCAUCCAUGACCCUCCUCCGUCGCUCCAUUUCAUUUUUUCCAAAUGUCGUCAUUUUUGACUGUGCGGUUUUCCUGCUGAAGAAACUAGUUGAAUAGUAUCAUCAAUCAUCAUGUGGUUCUAUUUUCAGCAGUCGCACAGCGGAUGCUCCUAGCUAAGUGUGGGUGUAGAAAGAAUCUACGUUAUUUAACUGCUAUUCAUCAAAAGGAAGAAGGAAAUUGUAGCAUCUGACCUCGCGGGUAAUCUGAUGGAAAUGCAGACAUUGAGAAUAGUUUAUAGAAAAAGGCAAUUUUCUCCCUGAUUCUCUCAUUUGAUGUUGUUGGUCAUUAAGAGGCAGUCAUAUUAGAACGAGACUGUUUUUUAUAUAUUAAAAAGCUU